AUGAAGUUGUCAGCUUUUGUUUUUGGAUGUGCCUCUGCUAAGGUUAUGUUCCACACGAGGAAUCCUGGAGAUUGCCAUGAUACCUGUGUUCUCAACCGAGUCUGUCAAUUCUGGACUUUUGACAACCGCAUGGACCCAGAGACUGAGCAAAGACGGCACGAGUGCCACCACCAAAACCACAAUUCAUACGAGAGUAUCCACGAUGCUGAGUAUAUGCAGUGUGGCUCUUUCUCCGAGCCACAGGGAGCCGUUCACAGCAAUUGCCGGUUUGAAUUCGGGGCGAACGACUUUGGUCGCAAGUUCAUCCAGACUCACACUCCAAAACAGUGCAUGCAGAUCUAUGAGCUUUGCCGUGAGUGCUCUGCUUAUGAAUGGCGUGAGUACGAUACCGUCACCGGAGAAAUCGAUGGACACUCGGUCACUGAACACGUUCCUGGACACUGUGUACUCCGAAUCUAA
Messenger RNA from Oikopleura dioica, 459 nucleotides. NCBI's taxonomy places the organism in Eukaryota, Metazoa, Chordata, Appendicularia, Copelata, Oikopleuridae. The record is from the annotation of a GenBank genome assembly.